UUGGACUCGGAGCACAUAAGUAGUAUACCAUGCGCAGCAUUAUGAGUACGUCCAGAAUGUUUUGGAGUCGUCUACUCGCCUAUUUCUGCGAAGUUGAUCGUCUGUGUUUUACUUGCAGGCCAGCUGCAUACAUGGCACUAACUUACGGCUAGCUCAGGCUAGCACUCGAGACCUGAGGUUGUGGGAAGGACCAUCAAAAUCGUCCCGGCUGAUACAUUUAACGGGUCGCCGCAAAUUCUUGACGCCUUCUCUUGAAUAGUGCCUCAACAUAAUGUUCACUACUGACUUGGACGCACAACAGAUAUCGUUGUGCACUUACGCCGUCCUGGCGGGGAACAGUAUCCUGAUAUACGACCAUGUGUUGACUCUACCAGAAGAAUUUGCUUUCAUUUGGCGUCGCCCAAAAGGACUAGCUGCAAUGUUAUUUCUGCUCAAUCGCUAUCUUGCCCUUCUCGGCAUUAUCUGCAGCAUGGUAGUGGAACUCUUUCUUAUUUCAGAUGAGGAAUCAUCAUUUGCAGUGAGUAAAAGUUUAUUUUCAGUUAUAAUGGCUAUGCGCACUUAUGCUCUCUACGGCCGUAGCCAACAUCUGCUUACCUGGAUGACCAUCAUUAUCAUUGCUCUUGUGGGAGUGGCUUGUGCCGUCAGUUUUGCACAAGUUUCAGGUGAUGCAGCAAUAUUGCCACGAAUUGGCUGUUAUGAAGUAUAUACAGCAGAGACAGUUUGCAAAACUAGGGGUCUGCCACGAUUAUCUCUGACAACCACGAGAGAUAUCAUGGAUGUCAUAUUUCAGGAUGGUGAACCAUUCGUUGCAUCUGUAUUAGCUAUGGCACUGAUUCAUAUACCAAACAUCCUGACAUACUAUGUGAGUCAACAAAUCAUUGAUAGAGCUGCACAGCGCUUACAGCUUGAAUCAGUCGAGUACGGAUGGAUUCUAAAUUUUACUUCCAGUAUAUCCGUUACUCUCAUUUCUCGGCUGAUGCUUAACCUGCACAAGACCACUCACACUGGUAGUUUCUCCACUAACGUCUUGGACGACGACUACCGCCUCGAUGUCCUUACCACCAGGUUAGACGUACAGUCCGCUAUCUCCUCUCACUAUUGGUAGGCUAGUAUUGAAUCUUGUGUCCGGAUGUUAAGCUGGGAGUGAAAGCUAUUUCCAAACCUUUUUUCGAAGGCAGCGCAGUGUGACAGAGUGGUGGACGACGCUGCAUCCCGUGCUGGCAGCUAUGCGUACCUAAAAUCUAUGUCAAAUAUUGUUACUUCUGGCUGAUUAUAUUGACCAAUUCAAUUAUGGACACAACAUCAUAACGUUAA
Molecule: messenger RNA, 1314 nt
Organism: Suillus fuscotomentosus
Lineage: Eukaryota; Fungi; Basidiomycota; Agaricomycetes; Boletales; Suillaceae
Exons: 9
Coding region: 272-1105 (277 amino acids)
Source: RefSeq, a predicted model, not a curated record